Messenger RNA from Pogoniulus pusillus (Red-fronted tinkerbird), 2098 nucleotides. RefSeq names its product TELO2 interacting protein 2 (gene TTI2). Bases 202 to 2043 code for a protein of 613 amino acids. The record is from RefSeq and is a predicted model, not a curated record. NCBI's taxonomy places the organism in Eukaryota, Metazoa, Chordata, Aves, Piciformes, Lybiidae. Gene Ontology annotation, cellular component: TTT Hsp90 cochaperone complex; nucleus; cytosol. The transcript has 6 exons.
GCACCGGGGGCGUUUUGCGACAGCGGCGCGCUUUGCGGUAGCCGUUACGGGAGGCGGUAGCGCUCUCCGGUGCAUGGCUCCGGAGCGCUCUGGGGGUCUCAGCGCCGAGCGCCGCUGCCUGCGGCCGCCCCCGGGACGCGGGGCUGAAGCGCGCUGUGGGGCUACUGAGCACGGGCGGUGGGGAGCGGCCGCGGCCGGGCCAUGGAGCUGAGCGGGCUGGUGCGCGCCCUGCGGCUGGAGGCGCAGCCGCCCCGCGCUGUGCCCGCGGCCGAACGGGUCCCGCUGCAGGCCGAGCUGCUCCGCGCCGCGGGGCCCGGCGGUGCCGCUGCGGGUAGGGACCUGGGAGCGCUGUUGGAGGCCGCGGACUGGCGGGGACUGCUGGCGCUGAGCCCCGCGGCGCUGGCCGAGCUGGUGUCGGCGCUGAGCGGGUACGCAGCUCCCCCGCGGCAGGAGCAGGACGCUGCGGAGCCCCCCGGCAGGGACAGAGCCUGCGCGGCCACGGCCCCGAGGGCGGCGGACGUCGGCUCAGUGCUUCUGCGCCUCCUGGAAGCUGCCAAGGGCCAGGAGCCUCGGGGCGCCCCCGGGGCGGCCCCGGCGCUGCGCCCUGUGCUCGCACACAUCUACGUCUUUGCCGCUGCGCACCUCGCGGAGCGGCCGUGGACAGAUGCGAGGUCUCGGGCAGUGGCACAGCAGCUGCUGGAGCUGCUGGUUCAGGCCGCAGGCUGCGGCUCGGUGGCUGAGUUCCUUCGAGGAAAGCAUGAAGAUGAGGAAGGGAGGUUUGGAGCAGUGCUGGGGCUGCUGAAGCCGGAGCUGACCAAGGACACCUGGAAGCAGAACCCUGCCACCAAGGUGGUGUUCUCCUGGACCCUGCCCCACAUCACCCGGCCCUGGCUCAGCCCCCACCUGCAGCUGGUCCUCCCACCCUCACUGCUCCUCUCAGACGACUACCAGGAGGAGAAUAAAAUCCUGGGGGUGCGCUGCCUGCAUCACAUCAUCCUCAAUGUGCCAGCUGCUGAUCUAUGCCAGUUCAACAGGGCUCAGGUUGUGUACCAUGCCCUCUACAACCAUCUCUACUCAAGAGAGGCUCCUCUCAUCCAGGUAGGACAGCAGAGCUGCACUUUCAUGCUGUCAGCCCCAGAAGGGAUGGACAGCCUGGGGCAGGAGGAGGCAAGAACCUUCUCACAGCCAGAUUGUUACCAGCUGAUGCCUGUGGCUAAGAGACAAAGGCACUCAGUAGAUCUGAGCAGAACACCAAAGCAGAGGAAAAAUCUCUUCUCUCCUGUCCCCAUCCAAGUGGCAGCCCUGCUGAGGAGGGCUGGGGCAGCCUGGAAGCACUCAAACCACCACAGCUGGGGACAGUUGGGCCUGUCAGAAGUGCAGCAGCUGUGGGUGGUCAGCAGAUUGGAUGUCUCUGGUGCUGCAGAGAGGACAGCAGCAGCAGCAGCGCUCAGUGAUGUCUCUCGCCCCCAGGCGGUGCUGCUGUGCCUGCUGGACUUGCUGCCCGUCCUGGAGCGAGCCCAGCGGCAGCAGAGGCAGCCCAGACCAGGCUCCCAGUGGCAUGAGGUGCUGCAGCUGGUGCUGACCCACAUGGAGGCAGAGCACCGCCUGGCGCUGCGGAGGGUCUACGCCAGGACCCUGCCUGCCUUCGUGCGGAGCCUUGGCAUCUUGAUAGUGAGGCACCUGAAGAGGCUGGAGAGAGUGAUCCUGGGCUACCUGGAAGUCUGGGAUGGCCCUGAGGAGGAAGCCCGGCUGGGAGUACUGGAGACACUGCGGUGCACCAUAGAGCAUGCUUGGCCCAGGAUGCCCUGCAGGCUCCCUGUGCUGCUCAAAGCCCUGCUGAAGAUGAUGUGGGAUGUGCACACCGACCGGGGGUCAACACCAGAGGCAGUCAAAGCUGCCUUGCUGCAGGGGGCCACUGAGUGCCUCAUCCUGCUGGAUCGCUGCUCUGAGGGGCAAGUGAAGGUCCUGCUGCAGGGUGUCUACAGCAGCUGUGAGGAGAACCAAGUCCGGGAGUGCAUCAGGAGAGUGCAGGAGGACAGCUGAGGUGUGGCUGCUCAGUGCUCCCCUGUUUCUGUGCACUAAAGAGGGUUUAUUCAGA